This is a messenger RNA of Suillus fuscotomentosus, 2192 nucleotides long. RefSeq lists its product as uncharacterized. The record is from RefSeq and is a predicted model, not a curated record. Bases 175 to 1752 code for a protein of 525 amino acids. The transcript is spliced from 4 exons. Lineage: Eukaryota; Fungi; Basidiomycota; Agaricomycetes; Boletales; Suillaceae.
AUUGCCGUACUCUAAAUUCAGAACUGAGCGUCUAAAUUAUUACUACUUCCCUGAUUACGGAUUGGCUUGGAGACUUCCAGGAGUGCACGCUGCGCGGUUGCUGACCACAUUCGUCCUCCACGGUGCUGGCACGAAUUAACAAUUUCAACACAUGCAUGAACAUAGUUCAUAUAUAUGGUGCUAGUUAUAAUAAUUUCAUAUUCCAUACGCUUUGUCCGCAGCUCCAGCAUUCUCACUUCCACCGCGACCAACUAUUUUACCCAGAGGUUUCCUCAUCCGCCUAUUUACCUCCCUUCCCACUACGACGUACAGCCCAAGGCCGUAGGUUGGAUGCCCCGUAGUAUGCGCAGUGCAUUUUCUUGGACGUUCAGACCGGAAGAGUAUAUCCUUCUUGGCGCCACAUCUCCCUCCAUACCACCACGCACCACUAAAUACCGUCGCCAACAUUCUUGCUCGUGGCGUAACUUCAUCCGCGUGUUCACCCUUCGAAAAGUCCUCGUCUCCGUCACCCUCGUCCCGGUGUUCCUGUUCCUUGCAAUUGUCUGUCAGGGCAUACCACCAAACUAUGAUGAUAUCAGGUCAUUCGAACACCAUCUCCCUCAACACUCCUUGUCCAGACAUCAGCCGCAGUACCUACGAUUUCCAGGUCACCUGUGGGGCUUCGGGUUCAAUAAUGUUCUUCAGGAAGCUAUCUUGAUGUCUUACCUCGCCUAUGCGACCAACGUAUCAUUUGUCUUCGAGGACUAUACAUGGUCGCACUUACCACUUCCAUGGACAAUCUACGAUUUCGCUCUGCGUCCCGCACGCAUACCAUUAAACGCCCUCAUAUCGGGUCCAACCGCAGGAGGGCCAAUGCCUAGCGCACCGAAUGCACCCCGUGCAGUGAACGCCGAGUUCUAUACACAAGUCUGUGGGGGUCCUGACAGCCAGAAACGCGUUAUCAGCUCUCUGACCGCGCCAAACGAUGCGGACGGCGACGUCAUGAUCGAUUGGUGGGUAUAUCAGCUCGCAUCUGUCCAAGAGCCAUGCAUAGAAAUAGAUUCGUCUGCCCACGAUGUCUUCGACAGACACUUCUUCGGAAACCCGCGGAUUCUCUCCGUCUGGGAAUCUUUGACUAAAUCGCCCAUGUUGACGGACUUCGCUUGGUCGCCGCUUGUGCAAGCGGCGGUUUCGCGUAAUUUUGCGCUCCUUCAACCAGAGUCUGCUAAAGACCUCUACGAUGCACACUCCCGUAAAUCACUCGCUGGACUGGUCGCGGUGCACCUCCGCAGGGGCGAUUACAAACGACAUUGUCCGAAUCUUGCAAGGUGGGGCGCAGACUACAUGGGUAUAAAUCAACAUCCAUCGCUCCCUGAUCGAUUCGAUCGGUCUCCGUAUGUCAACGACACUGAUGCAAGGCUGUCGUAUUAUCUCGAUCAUUGCUGGCCAUCAACGGAGCAGGUUGUAGAAAGGCUAAGGAACAUUCGGAAAGAGCAUCCUGGGCUGAAACGAGUGUAUGUGCUCUCAAACGAAUGGGCAUGGAGUCUCGAUGACCUGAAGAACGCGCUUGAGGAAGACGGGUGGGACGACUUGGUAAGUAGUACUGAUAUCGUCCUCGAUUCGGAGCAGAAGCAUGUGGCUAUGGCAAUAGACAUGGCAAUUGCAGAGAAGGCAGAGGUAUUCAUCGGGAACGGGUUCUCGAGCCUGUCUUCAAAUGUGGUGAUGCUGAGGAUGGCGAAGGGGAUGGAGGCGGAGAGUAAUCGGUUUUUGUGAUGAAUCUAACACACACAUAAUUUAGUACUACUAGUAUACUCCGGAACAUUAUGCGACGAGCGGUGCUCGCGAGGAACAUGGACAAUGGAUGCACCAGUCACAAGGCCCGAGGCAGAUGAGCGCCCUUAGGGACGUCUGACAACCGGAUAUUGACAGCAGUGCCUGGAUAACUCGAACCAAACAUGUUGAACUUCAUCGGACCUCACCUAGGAGCGACGGAGAGGGCAGCGAGGGCAGCGACAGACCAACUCUCCUUCCUGGAGGUCUGGACACGUAUGAGGAGUUGAGCGAAGCUGCAAAAUGGGACCAUGCUCCAAAUUACAUAAACGUUCGCAUGACAUCCGAAUCAUAAAUAUAUCUAGCUAGACUCAGCGACUCACGACUCAGGGCAUGGAAUAUUGACGUUUUAAUGCUCAAACAUCAAAUGAGAGUCGAGACGC